Messenger RNA from Xylaria bambusicola, 2897 nucleotides. RefSeq lists its product as uncharacterized. The record is from RefSeq and is a predicted model, not a curated record. NCBI's taxonomy places the organism in Eukaryota, Fungi, Ascomycota, Sordariomycetes, Xylariales, Xylariaceae. The transcript is spliced from 2 exons. Bases 521 to 2494 code for a protein of 657 amino acids.
GACGCGCAGACCGGCGUGAUAUAUGGACACGUUAUAGCGUCGAAUCCGUUACGAGAGGUUUAUAUCAGUCCAUUAGCUGCCAUUUUGAGCCAGAUAAGCUCAUGCUUUCUUACCACGACAGUAUCAUUACCUAAGCCAUUGCCACUACUAACUAGUCUAGCUACUUUGUGUCUCGAGAAGAAGCAAGAUGCUAGAGCCGUCAAGUUGCUGACUCACUUGGACUCGUUGAUCCGAUCUAUGGAGGAUGAAGGGCAAACUAGUGCAUUAGCAUCUUGGAGGAAAUCCAACGAACGUGAGGCCCUCUCAGCAUCAAUUGGCACUUUUUGGGAAGGAAAGAUAACUACCACAGAAGAGGUAUGCUUAUAACAAUAACGCUAAAACAGCGUGUGAUUGAUUGGCGGUUACUAAGGUUGAAAAGACUCAGAUCAUACAAAAGUUCGCCGAAAGCUUCACUCAUCCAUAUACCCGCAGCACAGAUUCCUCGCUCGAUAUUGAAAAUAGACCUUCUUUAGCAUCGACGAUGGCACAAUCUAGUACAGUACCGACGAAAAUUCCGGACGACUACCAGAACGAUGCUGAACUUGCCUCAAGUUAUCAAAGCAUCCAGCAGACUGGGGACAGCGGAUCAGAAAUUAGCACUAACACCAUCGAAACCGGUCGCUCCGAAUACCAAACGAAAUAUCUACUGUACCAAGGCAACCAGUCCACCCCAUAUGUCAACAACUUUGAUUCACUCCAACCUGAUCGGCCCGUCAUGGAGUCUACACCUGCCGUCUCUUCAUCAGAGCCGUCGUCAAUAGCUUCUACUUCUCAUGAAGUAGGCCCAACUCAGUCAGAAGAACACAAUAUAAACGAACUCGUUACCAUGUCAUCCACGUGGUCUCUUCGGACGGCUGGGUACCGUGCUGGCUGGGCUACACCAAGCGACUGGGCGAGCCAUCGGUCGUUGAUAACGGCUCUUUACAUAGAUCAGAAUAGGACAUUAAAGGAUAUUAUGCGAAUUAUGGAAGAAAAGCACAACUUUUUCGCAACUCUACGAAUGUAUAAGGCGCGCUUUAAGCAGUGGAGUAUCGAUAAGAAGAUAAAGGCCGAUGAUGCCGUCGAGGUCUUUCGUCAGCAGACAGCUCGGAUGAAUGCCGGCAAGCCCUCGGCCAUUUACAUAAGGGGCCGUAAGAUUGAUCCGGUCCGAUCUCAGAGAUACAAAUACCGUGCUGCUAGUAUCGUCUUGGAGCAAAUACAACAACUCGAUGAACAUAGAGCGAUCCCGUUGCCGUUGCUCUGCAAGUCAGAGCUAUCCUAUAGCAAUGAAAUUGCUAGUGUUCCCCAGAGGCUCACAGACCCUAUCGACACAAUGGCAUUUCGAGAAAGCAUGCAAAUUCUAGGGAACUACGUCGCUGACUUUCUCGAGGCUAGAAAUCAGCGAGUUACUAGCGAUGCUGUACUAAGUAGUAUUUUUACUUGGGACCAUUACUUGACUAUCUCACAAGCGUUUAUUGGUCGGAAUCGAGUGAGAGAGGGGUUUACUAUACUUGAGCUUUGCUUUAGCAAGUACAAAACAUACCUUCAGCAACCGGACUGGUUUUUCUGGCCCGUCACUUAUAAAGUGAUUGCGCAAUUAGCGUACAUACAUGACGAUCUCGCCAAUAUGUUCCUCGUAUACGCAUCGGAGCUUACGUCAAUAUUAUUGCCACCUCAGCAUCCAUUUAAUCAACUCUGGUCACGAAUCAAGAUAAUCGGCUUGUCAGGUCUUUGCCAACACGGAGAAGUCUUAUUAGAGUCCUAUUUACAUACCUGGGAACACUACGCCACUUCGGCUCGCCUGGACACUGCGGCCGUUGUACGAAUCGCGCUCUUCUUUAUUCAGCUCCAUUGCAGUGGCAGAAUCACAUACGCAUUUGUGCGAGACGCUCUUACAACGAUACUGGAGAGGCUACUUCCUCCAGGUAGAACUGUCGACUAUUUGCGAAACGAGACCAAUUACCGCAUGGCUUGUCUGUUGAUUAGCAAACGCAAGUUUAACCAAGCAGAGGACCAUCUCAAAGAGAUAAUGGCUUGGCUAGAUUUGCAGAAAGGUCAAGAGUAUGUCUAUCUUCGUGCCAAAUGCUUGUGGAGCAUGUUCAACAUCAAAGAUAAGACGAAGCAGCAUUAUGAAGCCGCUCGGAAAGGAUAUGAAGUACUGGGUCUCUACCAGGGAAUAUACGGAAAGCCCAGCUUGGAAACCUUGGAUAUAACAUCCAUACUGGAAGAUUUUAUGCGACGAACAGGCGAGGUCAUGGAGGCCGAAGAUCUAACUAAACUUUUCGAUGAAGGGUUGGCCGAAUUUUAUAAACAGGAAAAGGUUGACGGCCCGUUCCGAAAUACCAUCCCAUGGGCCCAACGACAUAUUGAAGUCGAAGAACGUCAGGAAUAUAUCCAGCAGAUAAUAGAUCUUCUGAAUAGUCAGCAGGGCGAUUAUUAUGGCUUACCGCAGCCAAUGAGGCUGGCAAAAGGGUAGUUAGGGUUUAGUCUUGAUAUAUUGAAGUACCUAGUAUAGGGUACAAGGGUAGCAAUACCGUACAUCUUCAUUUGACGACUUCAUCUGGAUAUUCUUUUAGGAUAUUCUGGAGCAGUUGAGAACUUGCAGAGAGCUGAGAUGUACAUAUCGCGCAUGUAACAGUAGCAUCGCCAACAGCCGGACUUUUUGGGGAGAGGCCCAAACGUUAUGCUGGACAACUGUUUCGGAAAUGACUCGCGUGGGUGGUCAUGCUGCGUAUCUAAAGCCUUUUAAUUCAUUAGCGGUUAUCUAAUGUAACGGGUGGUUAGAGUUGUAUCCAAUUAGUUUAGGAUGUAGAGCCCAUCGGCAAGCGCUUGACAUUGAUACUACAACGUCAACCAAAUUUAUUUAAAAAUGAUCCCGG